This is a messenger RNA of Rhinocladiella mackenziei CBS 650.93, 873 nucleotides long. RefSeq lists its product as uncharacterized. Bases 1 to 873 code for a protein of 290 amino acids. Lineage: Eukaryota; Fungi; Ascomycota; Eurotiomycetes; Chaetothyriales; Herpotrichiellaceae. The transcript has 3 exons. The record is from RefSeq and is a predicted model, not a curated record.
AUGAAAGACUCCGAAGAUCCUGCUCGUAUCAUCUUCAGUUCAACAAGUCGGCCGGCAUCGCUGGUUUAUCAACCAAUUCUGACGCCAACACCACCAUCGACGCAACAUGGCAUGACGGGCAGCCGAUCACCGGGCCUUAUCCGCAAAGCCAUGGGUCUUCUGGAACGAGCAACACCGUCCAUUCGAUUUUGCCUGCCAGAGAAAGCCGUCAUUCAGCCGUUCGAGGUUGUCACGCUUCGCAGAUUUUUGGUCAGAGACCUAGGUAUCAGGGUUAUACCCUCAGCCUUCGAGGCUUAUCUUCAGGCUGCGGAUCCUUUUGGGUUUGAGGACAUCCCGAGAACAAUGUUUGACGAGUGCCAACCAGGCGUGACACAAGAGCUCGAGAACAGGUGGAAACAAAUAGAAUACACAUACUCGGAGGCUGUACGCUGUCAGAACUACCAUAAGGAUGAGAACGCACGGACCGAGGUUGUUCGUUUAGUCUUCCAACAAUGUACCGCCGUUCCAUUUGCCAAGAAGGUUGACACAGCCCUUGCGUUUAAACCAUAUCAUGAGCGAGUUAGAAAAAGCUUGAAAGAUGUUCAGGACAAGCGACCGGGUAUGAGCUUAAGCCAGAUGUCAGAUGCAUACACCAGCGGGGUUGUGCUUCCUUGCGGGAUCGAAAUUAGAGGAUCAAGUGGGAGCUACGACGAGGCGAUCGUGCAGCUUGGGAUCUGGUAUUCCGCUGGGCUACAAAAGAGACAAGAAAUGAGCGUAACGAAUGCAUCCCCAUCUCAGAAACCUUUACUGGGUUGGACGGUCAUCGGACACGAAUGGAGGCCCCACAUUUCAUGGAGAGACGACAUAACUGGCGAUGUGGUCGGUUAUCCCUAA